This is a messenger RNA of Fulvia fulva, 687 nucleotides long. RefSeq lists its product as uncharacterized. The coding region runs from base 1 to 687 and encodes 228 amino acids. Lineage: Eukaryota; Fungi; Ascomycota; Dothideomycetes; Mycosphaerellales; Mycosphaerellaceae. The transcript has a single exon. The record is from RefSeq and is a predicted model, not a curated record.
AUGUCUUUCAACCUCGUCGACCGCUAUGCGCUUUACAAAGAGGGCACAAACCGAGUGACUCGAUGGCUAGUAGGAACUGCGACUGCAUGUCGACGCAGCGCGACAGCAAAGAACAAAAGCGGCAUCAUCUCCACCAGAGAACUUCUGCAAUACGCCAAUCUCAUCGCUGGAUGGAAACCACCCAUUGAGAUCCCUGGAAACAUAGUCGAGCUCAUUAAGGAUGUUGUUGUCGGCAGAAAAGCCUGUGCGGAGUUCUAUGAUGCUCAGAAUGCAGCUGACGCCGGUCAUGAUGCGUUCAUUUGCGCACCCGAAGAUAUUGGUGAGAAGCUUAGAGGAGCUCGUAGGAGCCGGAAGAAAGAGAAAGGCCCAGCACGGGAAGAUGUUAGCGAUGCACACCAGGAGCUGGGGUCGAAAGGUCUAAAAGCUGAAGCACUACGCAAUCUGUUCGAGCAUCUACAGGUCGAGGAUUCUUCCGAGGAAGCAUGGAGAUCUGUACCAGUGAAGAAUGAGGUCAAACACCUGAUCGCUCCACCUAAAGCGUCACCAACACUCGAGACGGAUCCGGAGGAAGAGACUCGCUUCGCCCUUUUCUGUUCCUCAAGGGCAUGUUCGAGAUUCGAAAGGUCAUUGAGGAGACCUGGACAGAGGCUUGCCAUCACAAGCUCAGCUACGCAACAGCUGCCCUAG